Molecule: messenger RNA, 3576 nt
Organism: Vanrija pseudolonga
Lineage: Eukaryota; Fungi; Basidiomycota; Tremellomycetes; Trichosporonales; Trichosporonaceae
Exons: 8
Coding region: 1-3576 (1191 amino acids)
Source: RefSeq, a predicted model, not a curated record
AUGCUCCAGCUCCUGGUCGAGUUCACCGCCCGCAGCGCAUACCAGCUCUGCAAGGCCUUCCUGUACAUCCUCCUAGGAACCAGGAUGGUUCAAGUCACACUCGUCGGCAUGAUUCCCGACCUCACCGCUCUCCGCCACGUCUCUCUCCCGUCCGCGGCGACGGUGCUCGACACCCUCCGGUACGCCCUCCGCUCGGGAGGCUUCUACCUGGCCCUCGGGGUCCUCGUCAUCCUCCUCGAGGACAUCCUAUCCUUCAUUCCCGGCACCUCCCUCCUCGCCCUCGGCCUGCACGUCCUCGUCCGAAUCGUCACGGUGGCGGCGGUCGCUCACUUCGUCCCUGGGGCCACCCUGGACGCCGUCUUCGCUCUCCUCCUGGCGCAGUAUUACCACCGCUGGGUGGAGCCCGAGCUCGAGGACAUGCUGGAGCUGCGCGCAGCCCAACCCCCGACCGUUCCUGGCGCCUACCCUCCCCAGCGAAAGAUCACCUUCGGCCACCUCCCGACUCCCCCACCCCCGGCUCCCAUGACGCCACAGGAGGAAAACGACGCGCGUAUUGUCGAACGGAUCAACACGUUCAUCCCACAUCUGUUCGACUACCUCUGCACCGCUCCACCGCGCAUCACACUGCUCUUCGGCCGCCUGAUCGCCGAGGUGGUCCUCCGCGUCGCCUUGCCCGACGGCCCUCCUGCCCGCCUGCCCCCCAAGGAGCUCGUGCGCGCCCUCAAGCGCGCCAUUGACCGCCAGGUCCGCCUCGUCAAGACCUCCCGGGACAGCACCAGCAAGGCCCCCAUAGCUCGCACACUAGCCAUCAUCACCGUCGUCCAAGGGAUGCGGGAGGUGUACGAGAUUGCGUUCCGUUGCUUGCCGCUCUACCCCAAGAACCCGGUGAACAACCCCGGCAUCCAGGACGGGCGGCACGAGUUCCUCGUCCCCCUGCUGGAGAUCGGCGCUGACGCGGUGGAUCUCUUGCUGGAGGUUUUGGGUAUCGGGGCGGUGUCCAUGGUCACCAAGCUCGGCAGCCCCGAGGCGGACGCCAAGGUGCAGGUCGAGAUGGCCGGCAUUGAGAAGGUGGUCAAGGACGGCAUGGACGACGUGUGGGCGGGCAUGGUCUUGAAGGCGAUCUACGCCAGCCCGGGAGUGGAGUUGAUCGCCCACCUCGCCAAGGGAGAAGACAAUUGGGAGCCCCUCAUCGACUCGGCAGUACUAGAAACGUUCCGCCACACCGGGGCACGCCUGCUCUCCAACAAGUCCGAAGCAGGGAUCUGGCACGCCGCGGCGCGCCUGCUCAAGUGGUGCAGCGGGACCGACGACCGGCGCAAGCGCAACACGGAGGCCAAGCUGUUGGGUAUCGGCGCGCGUGCCACCACGAAGCGCGGGCAGCCGAGCGCGAACGUAGCGCGCGAGUUGCUCUCUGCCAUGCGAUACCCGCCCUUCGAUGGCAUGUUCGGCCUGCGCUCCCUCUUCCCCGAGGACAUGGGGGAAGUCAAGGCCGACUGGCAGAUUCCCGGACUCCGUCUCCACCGGAACGGCGUCCCAACCGAGAUUAAGAACCGCUCGACAUACCUGCUUCCCCUCUUCCCUGGGUUUGUCGCUUGCGUCCUGCGCGAGUACCUUGACAAGGCAGCGACCAGCGGGUCGGACUUCCUCCGGGCUGCGCGGGCCGCAUUUGUCGUCAUACAGGCCAUGGAGGAGCGUGUUUUGCUCGCCGCCGUCAGCCCAACAUCUCCCCACCUCGGUGUACGGUGGGCGCCUGCCAUGGAGGCUCACCUGGUGCUGGAACAAGAGGAUGAGGGUGCCUCGGACACCGCCGACCCUCAUACAGGCGAUAACCUGACGCGUUUCGCCCGCCUCGUCGCCGAACUCAAAACUAUCGCGGCGGCCCACCUCUCCGACUACGUCACGGCACAGGGGGUAAUCCUUUACGCAACCCUCAUGUCCGACUGUCCUCAGGCCGUGGGGCAAAUUGCAGCGAUCCAAGAGCGCAUCAAGUCGAGCAUGUCGACGGCCGUGGCGAAGGUCCUCUGCGAGGCAAUCUACGCCUCGUUCGCGGCGGAACUCAUGGGUGCCAUGGCACGAAACAGGCGCCUCAGCGACCAAGACAUUUCAGCUGAGGUCCCAGGAGGAGUGGUGAUGGAAUGGGGAAGGCAGGUGAAGUCCAUCAACAGCGGCACGCCGCCCCUCUGGAGCUCGAUGAUGACCUUCAUGAGGUGGUACACCGGCAGUCUGGGAGCCGGGAGCUCGGGUCUCGCGUCGCGCCUCAAGAGGCAGUGUGCAGAGAUCGCGUCGACCGGUGGCGGAGGCGGAAGCAACGCGGACAUCGCGGCCCAGCUGCACAAGACCAUAUGUGGCGCCCCAUUGGACCGCCGAUAUCGCAUCGACACGCUAUACCCCGCCACGCUGGCCAGCGCAAAGUGGAACAACUACACCGGUCUCGCGCUUUUGGAGGGCAAAGGCGUCAAGUUCCGCGUCAUGACGCUGCUUGCUCUCGAGAAGAUGUGUCGAGCACGUCGACCGAACGAGGUGGCCGACGGCCCGCGGCUCCAGGCAGCGGCGCGCACCGCCGCGGUGCUGGCACAUUUUGUGCUCUCGAACCAGGACGGAGGAAACAAGGUCCUGCAGCUCGUCGUCGCGCGGCGGCUGGCGGGAAUCAUAAUCCGCGUGGACUCGGACCCGGCGUACGUCUUCAAGCUCGCCACACAGCUCAGGUCAUCGGCCCGGCGCGCGCUGCACGGCCCCAGCGGAGAGUGGAGCGUGGCUGCGAGCGUCGAGACGGUGCUCUCUGCCCUCCAGGCAAUGCAGGAGCGCGGCCUCCUCGCGGGCCAGGACGCGCUCGCCGUCCCCGGUUUUGCCGUGCUCGCGCUGCCUGUUCCGCGUGCGGCGCGGCUUCGCUGUCCAGCUGGCUCCACGCACCCCGGCGUUCUCCAGGACAUCAGGGACAGGGCGUUGCUGCGCCUGCACAAGUGGCUCAACGGUUCGGCGAGGAACGCAGUGCGUACCAUGUUCGGGGACCCGGACGGCGCGGUGCAGGCCAUGACUGCGAUCGAGGAGGACGUGCGGGAACGCUUCCCGCGCGACAUUGUCGCCGCUCUGUUCGCAUACGUAGCGGCCAACAUCAUCAAGGAGUUGGCAAGCGCCGAGGCGGGGAGCGUUUUCGGGUGGGCAGUCGAGGCGGAGGAGGCGGCCGGAACGCCUGGCACGCCGUCCGACCUGUGGGCUGCGUUGCUCCGAUUGUACGACUGGCACACCGGCCAGCCGAGCGACGAGGACGCGACGGCAGACCGCGGACAAGAACUGACCACCAUGCGUCAGCAAGUGAAGAAAGAGCUCAAGGGUGAGUGGGCCGGCGUGGUGGUUUCCCCGCUGCUCGUCGCUGCGAUGGUCAUGGAGGCACUCGGCCUGCCGCCCCUCGACCAGUCGCUCGGCCUCGGCUCGCUCUUUGCCGCUACGCUUCCUGGCGCGCGCGAACAUGACCAGACCGGGUUCGACCCCGCACUUGUUGAGGCUAUGGGUGCCGAGCGGAUCGUGGCGCAGGUCGAGGAGCUCGAGGAGAUGUGUCGCGGGGAGGAGAGGGAGUAG